Molecule: messenger RNA, 1343 nt
Organism: Colletotrichum destructivum
Lineage: Eukaryota; Fungi; Ascomycota; Sordariomycetes; Glomerellales; Glomerellaceae
Product: Putative glycoside hydrolase, family 5, glycoside hydrolase superfamily
Exons: 3
Coding region: 48-1256 (402 amino acids)
Molecular function (GO): mannan endo-1,4-beta-mannosidase activity
Source: RefSeq, a predicted model, not a curated record
UCUCGCGUGGUCCUGCAGCUUGUUCCCCGUUCGACAAUUCACCCACGAUGCUACCCAAACUCGCCCGUCUCGUUUCCAUUGGUCUCCUGGCCAGCGGAGCCGCCUCCGCGGCGUGCAUCCGCAAGGGCUUCGUCACCGUCAAGGGCACCAAGUUCCAGCUGGACGGCGAGGACUUCAACUUUGCGGGCAGCAAUGCUUACUACUUCCCCUUUGACAACAACCAAGCCGACGUCGAGGCCGGUCUGACCGCCGCAAAGGACGCCGGACUGAAGGUCUUCCGCACCUGGGGCUUCAACGACAAGAACGCCACGUACAACCCCGACGGCCUGCCCAAGUACGGCGGCGAGGGCGCCGGCGACACUGAGAUCGUCUUCCAGCGAUGGUACGACAACGGCACGUCCGUCAUCAACAUCGAGGCCUUUGACAAGGUCGUCGCCGCCGCCACCAAGGUCGGCAUCAAGCUGAUCGUCGCGCUGACCAACAACUGGGCUGACUACGGCGGCAUGGACGUCUACACGGUCAACCUGGGUGGGAAAUACCAUGACGAUUUCUAUCACGUCCCCGUCAUCAAGGACGCCUUCAAGCGCUACGUCAAGGAGUUCGUCACCCGCUACAAGGACUCCCCCGCCAUCAUGGCCUGGGAGCUUGGCAACGAGCCGCGCUGCGGCGCCGACGGCGUCCGCAACCUCCCGCGCAGCGGCGACUGCACGCCGGAGCGCCUGGGCGCCUGGAUCGCCGAGAUGAGCGCCUUCGUCAAGGGCCUCGACCCGAAGCACCUCGUCACCUGGGGCGGCGAGGGCGGCUUCAACGUGCCCUCGGACGACUGGGCAUACAAUGGCGCCGACGGCAGCGACUUCGACCACGAGCUCGCCCUGCCGCACAUCGACUUCGGCACCUUCCACUCGUACCCGGACUGGUGGAGCAAGACGGUCGAGUGGACGGAGCAGUGGAUCCGCGACCACGCCGCCUCCGGCCGGAGGGUCGGCAAGCCCGUCGUCCACGAGGAGUACGGCUGGCUGACGCCCGACAAGCGCCUCGAGUACCUCGGCCGCGUCGACGACACCCCGCGCACCGAGGUCCUCGGCAAGUGGCAGGCCAUCUCGCUCGAGGAGGAGAUGCCCGACAUGUACUGGCAGUACGGCUACUCGGGCUACUCGUACGGCCGCAACCACAACGACGGCUUCACCAUCUACCUGGACGACGCCGAGGCCCAGCCGCUCAUCUACGAGCACGCCGCCAAGGUCAACGCUCUGUAAAAGAGGCGUGUCCCGGGCAGAUAAUGUUGCGCAGUAAUUCAGAGAGAUAUACAUUCGCUCUCUACAAAGCAGAUGCUAGAAAAGCAC